Messenger RNA from Labeo rohita (rohu), 1812 nucleotides. It is a transcript of the gene dctn2, whose product is annotated as dynactin 2 (p50). Bases 147 to 1358 code for a protein of 403 amino acids. The record is from RefSeq and is a predicted model, not a curated record. Lineage: Eukaryota; Metazoa; Chordata; Actinopteri; Cypriniformes; Cyprinidae. Gene Ontology annotation, biological process: mitotic spindle organization. Gene Ontology annotation, cellular component: dynactin complex; centrosome; cytoplasm. The transcript has 14 exons.
ACAGCUGUCACUGUGGCAGGCGGCCUGUCUGUGUUCGCUCCGACUCAUCCGCUUCAUCGGCCGGUUAAUUCUCCUUUCAAACCGCAUUAAAGAAACACGCACCGCACAUAGAAUCACAUUAAACUGCUUUUCCCCAGCGUGCUGCAAUGGCCGACCCGAAGUAUGCAAACCUGCCGGGCAUCGCCUCCAACGAGCCUGACGUCUAUGAGACGAGUGAUCUGCCCGAGGAUGAUCAGGCGCAGUUCGAGUCGGAGGAGCUGUGCAGCGACAGCGUGGAGCGGAUCGUCGUCAAUCCCAACGCCGCCUACGACAAGUUCAAAGACAAACACGUCAGCACCAAGGGUUUGGAUUUCUCGGACCGCAUCAGUAAGAGUCGCAGGGUGGGCUACGAGUCUGGAGAGUUUGAGCUCUUAGCUGAAGGCUGUGGCGUGAAGGAAACUCCUCAGCAGAAAUAUCAGCGACUGGUUAAUGAGAUUCACGAGCUCUGCCAGGACGUGGAACGUAUUCAGGCCACGACUAAAGAGAGCAGCGCUGAGGAGCGUUUGACUCCGGUGGCUUUGGCGCAGCAGGCGGCGCAGCUCAAACAGCAGCUGGUUUCGGCUCAUCUGGACUCUCUGCUCGGACCCAACGCUCACAUCAACCUCACCGACCCUGACGGAGCGCUCGCCAAGCGGUUGUUGACUCAGCUGGAGGUUGCGCGGGGCGUGAGGAGCGGCGCGGGCGGAGAAGGCAAGACGGCGGCACCCAAAGGACCGGAUGGAGUGAUUCUGUAUGAGCUCCACAGCCGACCAGAACAAGAGAAGUUCACUGAAUCUGCUAAAGUCGCUGAGCUGGAGAGACGACUGGCUGAACUGGAGAUGGCGGUGGGAUCAGGCUCAGAGAAACAGGGUCCGCUCAGCGCUGGAGUUCACGGAUCCAGUCUGACGGACACUAUAGAGCUGUUGCAGGCGCGGGUCAGUGCCUUAGACGCCGCCACACUGGACCAGGUGGAAGCCAGACUACAGAGUGUUCUGGGGAAGAUGAAUGAAAUCGCCAAGCACAAGGCGGCCAUUGAGGACGCUGAGACCCAGAAUAAGGUGUCUCAGCUGUAUGAUGUGGUUCAGAAGUGGGAUUCGAUGGCCACGUCUCUCCCGCAGGUGGUGCAGAGACUGCUGGCCGUCAAAGAGCUGCACGAGCAGGCGAUGCAGUUUGGGCAGCUGUUGACCCAUCUGGACACGACACAGCAGAUGAUCAACAACUCUCUGAAGGACAACGGCACUCUGCUCACACAGGUCCAGCAAACCAUGAAGGAGAACCUGCUGGCUGUGGAGGAGAACUUCGCCGCGCUGGACCAGAGGAUGAAGAAGCUCUCCAAAUAAAGCUGGUUCAUCUGGCGUGAGGAGAGAGUGAAGGAAGAGGGAGUCCAUUAGAAUCCAGCUCCGUUUCUCAUGCCGCCCUUUUGUUUUUCUGCAGAGUGUCGAGACCAAACGUUCCCACACUACAGAACCUCCUAAAGCUUCUCGGCUCCUCCCGACGGCGCCUUCGGCUGCCGUCCCUCAAACCUCCACGUCUGAAACUGCCUGUUUGAGUUCUGUAGCGGCUAAAGAUUUUAGGCACUUUCCAUCGUGAUCCACAUGGACUUUGUUUUGAAGGCGAGGAGACGCUGUGUGUGUAAAUACAGGCUUAUCUGUACUUUAACUCGUUCUCACGAGCGAUCGCUUAUAACCGUUAUUGUAUUAUUAAUGUGUGGCGCAGAGACCACAAAUGAUGAUCAUUUUCCAAUGUAGAAUUUCAAAUGCAUCUCUGGAUAAUAAAAUGCUUCCAGAAAUCUUU